Leptinotarsa decemlineata (Colorado potato beetle) is the source of this 1420-nucleotide messenger RNA. Its product is annotated as odorant receptor 45a-like. NCBI's taxonomy places the organism in Eukaryota, Metazoa, Arthropoda, Insecta, Coleoptera, Chrysomelidae. Gene Ontology annotation, cellular component: plasma membrane. The record is from RefSeq and is a predicted model, not a curated record. Gene Ontology annotation, biological process: detection of chemical stimulus involved in sensory perception of smell; sensory perception of smell. Gene Ontology annotation, molecular function: odorant binding; olfactory receptor activity.
AUAGAUUUUAAAUAGUUACCUUUUUCAAAUCUACUGUCAGUUUUUCACCAGCUCAUGAUAAUAGCGGAUUGAAAAUGGUGGAUUUUGGACAAGUAUUUGAAACCGAAAAAUCUAUUCUGAGUUUUUGUGGAUUCUAUCCUGGAGGGAAAAACAGAGAAAAUCGAAAGCCUUUACGCACAUUCUUCAGCAUCAGCGGAAUCAUCUUAUUAAUUAUAUCCAUCCCGAUGUUGGUCGUUGAAGGAGAAUAUGAGAAGCUUCUGGAUAGUUCCGUUAUGUUCAUGAUCGAGCUCACAGUUAUCGUCAAGCUAUUAUUUUUAAUGACAAGAGGGGAAAAACUAUGCCAGAUCGAAAAUUUCAUUCGGAUGAUGAAUUCAGCGAAAAUUCCUGUUAGUAUUUUGAAGUACGUUCGUGAGGAUACCAAGAAAAGAGGAAGAAUGUCGAUUUGUUUCCGGGCCCUGAUAGUCAUAUAUCUGUUUAUAUUCGGAAUUAUGCCGUUUUUGGGUCAAGGACCGAAGGUUCUCCCUGUGAUAAUUUGGGCACCAUAUGAUUUGGAAAAAGCAAUAUUUUUCUAUCCAACAUUUCUCGGAGAAUUGGUUAUUCUGGCCAUAAGCGCAUUCAGUAAUUCCAGUUCAGAUCUGAUGUACUACAUCCUCGUGGAUAUUGCUUGUUGCCAGCUUGACAUACUGAAGGAGAAUUUAAGAGGAAUUGAUAUGAACGGAAAUGUCGAUAUGGUACAGAAACAGCUUAGAAUGUUUGUUAUCGAUCAUGAACUAAUCAUACGGUUUGUGAAAACGAUUCAGAGCAUAUACUCCAACAUUAUCUUCAUCCAAUGCAUAUCAAGUGUUCUCAUCAUCUGUUUCCAAGGAUUUCAAUUGAUUGCUAUUAUCAAAUUUCCUUCAGCGAAGUAUUCAAUAGACACUGUCUUCAUACUCAUGAUGUUCUAUCAGAUAUAUUGGUACUGCUGGUUUGGGCAAAACAUUAUUAUCAAGAGUGUCGAGGUGGGAGAAGCAUGUUACUUGACAAAUUGGUAUGACUCCGAUUUGAGAGUAAGAAAAACUAUUACUAUUAUUAUGGAAAGAUGUAAGAAACCUUUGAAACUAACAGCGAAUCUGUUCACUUUGGAUAUUGCGAUGUUGGUUUCGAUUCUGCGAACUUCAUACUCAUAUAUGGCUAUACUACGAACAUUAUACAGUGAAUAAAUUGGACAAAGAACGAACAUCUCAUAUCAUUGGAUCAAAUGGCAAAGGAAAAUCACUGAACUUCACUACUACUUCACUAAAUGUUUGGAUGCACCGAUUUUAUUCAUUAUCACCUCAUCAAUAUACACUUUUGAAUUAUCGGUAUAUUGUUCAAUUCACUGUUUUUUUUAGGAGACACAUCUGAACACCCUUAGAAAUUCCUUGCUGUAUGGUUGAAAGAG